ACGCGGCAGGAUUCUAUUUCGCCGAUCGCCAGAAAGGGCCUUGAUUUCCUCAACUACUCGUCCUAUCAGCCUGCGCCGCUGAAGAGCCCCCCACGUGCGGUUCUCUACAUCAACUCGUAGCUCUUCCAGACAACUCUGCUACCAGGCGACGUCACUCAGCAUACCCUUGUGCCGGUGGCUACUUUGCUUUGCUGCCGCCGACGCAUAUUCACGUCGGCAGAGCCUCCUGCUGUCAUCAGCUUUCUCCCUGCAGACAUCCACUGUCAGCUUGCUAGUAUUGGAGGGCACGCAUACGACUGUCUCUUACAACGUUAAUCUUUGGACGCCGCCGUGAUCUCACGGGCGUCCGUCCAUCAUGAAGUUCGGCAAGCAGAUUCAGAAGCGUCAGCUUGAAGUUCCAGAGUACGCCGCUAGUUUUGUCAACUACAAGGCUCUCAAAAAGCUGAUCAAGAAAUUGUCGGCUACGCCCACGCUGAGCGCACAACAUGACCCUCUCCGCUCCGCAAUAUCUAUAGACUCCCAGGCUGCCCUUCAGGCCAACAAGGCCACAUUCUUCUUCCAAUUGGAACGAGAGCUCGAAAAGGUCAACGCCUUUUACCUACAAAAGGAGGCAGAGCUCAAGGUGCGACUGAAGACCCUUCUCGACAAGAAGAAGGUGUUGCAGUCUCGCAAUGGUGUUUCCAGGCGUUCAGCCAAGUUCACAACUCUCGAAGAGGGGUUCCAACAGUUCGCCAGCGAUUUGAACAAGCUGCAGCAGUUUGUUGAGAUCAACGGAACCGCCUUCUCCAAAAUCCUCAAAAAGUGGGACAAGACAUCAAAGUCGAAGACCAAAGAGCUCUAUCUAUCCAGAGCAGUCGAAGUCCAGCCCUUCUUCAAUGCCACCGUCAUUAGCGAACUGUCCGACCAGGCCACUACUAGUCUCCAAGACCUGGGGGCUUGGGCGGAGGGUGACAAUGUCAGCUUCGAGCCUCGCAGUGAUCAUAUCGUUAGCAGCCAGCAUCUGCUCGGAACCGACGAAGGUGAUGCGGACACACUACUACUCGACACGGUCAUCUCUGGGAACCUCGAGGCGUUGAGGGAUCUGCUGAUUCGAAUGCGGACGGCUGCUAGCUCAUCCUCGGGCUCCGACAUCUCUUUAAUGGAAAGAGUGACUAGAACUUUCCUUGCCGCCAUCCACGAAGCGCCGAAAGAGACUCUUCAGGCUCUCCUCGACACGGAUUUGGUCGACAUACAGUCGGAGGAUGACAUUAACGAACGCAAUUGCCUGCACCAAGCCGCCAUCUAUGGGAACUCGUUCGUUCUUGAAUACGGUCUGGCAAAAGGUGUUGCUGUCAGUCGUACCGAUGUGUAUGGCAGGGUUCCGCUGCAUUAUGCCAGUAUGCACGGACGCUUGGACAUGCUUGAUGCCCUCACGAGUGCGGAUACUUCAACGAUAGAUUUGAUCGACCAUGACAACUUUACCCCCCUGGUACACUCAAUCAUCCACGGCCAUCUGCAGUGUGUUGAGCGACUGCUGGCAAAGUCUGCUCGAAUCGACCCUGUCUCUGAUGCAGAUCAUGUACCGUUGAAUCUUGCCUGCGAGCAUGGUUCGUUGGCAAUCGUGGAAAUGCUCCUCCAGCAUGGAGCACAGAUCGUUCCCGACACCGAGGGACUCUACCCCCAACAUCUUGUAGCUCGGUCAGGCCAAAGGCCAGAGCUCCUGCUUUUGCUCAAGAACUUUGGAGCGAACCUCGAUCAGGUCGACAAGUUGUACGGAUGGACGCCCCUGGUUCAUGCCGCGAGCGAAGGCAACGUUCCCUGCCUCCAAGGGUUAUUGGACGUUGGAGCAGACCCCAACAUCGUCGACGAAAAGGACCUACCGGCAAUGUAUUACGCUGUAUGGGAAGGCCACCUCGAAUGCAUGCAAUUGCUUGCUCCGUACAACGCAAGAACGAAGGCAAGCCCCAUGGUCACGCAGCCCGGUUUGGGGCCUAUGAUGAGCAGCGGGCCCGACCCGAUGGCCCUCGACCCGGAUGCCAUCCCUGAGCUUGAGCUGCCGCCGCCAAUAAUACCGUUGCGCCGGUACGGACACAACUUCCUGGAUACCAAGACAGUCAUCCAAAUCAGUUUCGAGGAAAACGGAGACCAGCCUCUAGUGUUCUUCCACGACGGAAAGUACCCUGCCGCCCGACUCACGAUUUCGUCCAAGGUUUCCGAUCUCAUCCCCAAGAAUAUCAUGCUGCCUUUCCAAGAAGAUACCCGUAUUGUUUCCUUCCAAAUCGACAACCUGGAGUCGUUUACACUCGAUUUCGACGUUUUCCCCACUUAUGGCGCGAAAAUCAUUGCCAAGACGGUGGCCCUUCCCAACACCUUCAAGGCGCUGCUCAGUAGCUCAGGGAAGUGCUGCCUGCCCCUGUUCGAUCCGAGGUUACGCGCAAUUGGCCAGAUCAGCUUCCACACUCAGGUCAUCAAGCCAUUCAACGGCAAGCCGCUCGAGAUCACGGAUUUCGAGACGUAUUGGAAGGCGACAAGCCAGUUUGACCGCAGUCCAAGCACAUUUGUGACUGGUUCGAGUUUGUCAGGCGACUUUGUCCAACUCUUCGUCCAGCACACCAGCGAUGGUGUGCCAGUUUUGUGGCCGAGAUGGACGAUACCAUGUGGUGGAAUCGACCUACCAAUCUCAAGAUUGACAAUGGAGCAGUUCAAUACGAUUACGUCAAAGAGUCCCAGCAGAGCCGAGCUGGCAUCAUUACCAACAAGACCUCUGGACGCAAUUGCAGACGUUCAUCGGGUUCUUGCGACGGCAGGUAUCCCUCUCAAUGAGGCGCUGGCUCUACUCCCGCAUGGUCUGGGUCCAUCGCUGGAUCUGAACACAUUCGUCGACUCUCUUCUCACCAUUGUGUUUGACCACGCCCGCGCUCAGCGAGCACAGUCCCUCGAGUCGGUUCGCUCUGUGGUGUUCAGUUCAUAUAACCCGAGCAUGUGUACAGCGCUCAACUGGAAGCAGCCAAACUUCCCCGUGUUCCUGUGCAAUGAUUUGGGACGGGAGGACGUCAUGGCGCCGCCAGACAUCAUUCAGAGCCACGGCAGAAGAUCUGCGUCAAUCAAGGAGGUGGUUCGGGUUGCGCAAGGCAACAACUUCAUGGGCUUGAUUUGCUGCUCGCGGCUUUUGGAGAUGGUCCCCGCCUUGGUGGACGCCAUCAAGUCACACGGGCUUGCGCUGGUCACCGACAAGUCGCUGGAUCCGUCGUCAACAAAUUCCUUGACCGAUCCGUUCCCGCGGCUGCCCAAGGGGGUGGACGGUGUGCUCAAAAGUCACGGUGUAUUGCGCUUCAACGAAUCCAUAGACGUGUAGAAUGUUGUAAUUACGUGUCAGCAAAAGUUAAUAGACUUGCGUGCACUCUUUUUCAAUCUCGAUUUGUAGCCCGACUUCGGAUUUUUUUUCCUUCCCAGCGCUCGCUCCAUAAUGAUACGUCAUCAUUCCAGCAUAAGUCGUAAAGU
Colletotrichum phormii is the source of this 3480-nucleotide messenger RNA. RefSeq names its product ankyrin repeat protein nuc-2. Gene Ontology annotation, molecular function: phosphoric diester hydrolase activity; protein binding; aspartic-type endopeptidase activity. Gene Ontology annotation, biological process: proteolysis; lipid metabolic process. The transcript has 8 exons. Bases 356 to 3334 code for a protein of 992 amino acids. Lineage: Eukaryota; Fungi; Ascomycota; Sordariomycetes; Glomerellales; Glomerellaceae. The record is from RefSeq and is a predicted model, not a curated record.